UCCACUUUCCGCCCCUCGCCGCCGCCGCCGCCUGCGCCAGGGAUCGUCCUCCGCUCCGGCGAGCAAACCCCGGCCUGCAGCCAUGGUGCUCCAGAACGACAUCGACCUGCUGAACCCGCCGGCGGAGCUGGAGAAGCUCAAGCACAAGAAGAAGCGCCUCGUCCAGUCCCCCAACUCAUUCUUCAUGGAUGUCAAGUGCCAGGGCUGCUUCAGCAUCACUACUGUGUUCAGCCACUCCCAAACAGUUGUGGUGUGCCCGGGUUGCCAAACCGUGCUUUGCCAGCCCACUGGUGGAAAGGCCAGGCUAACGGAGGGAUGCUCCUUCCGCCGCAAGAAUGAUUAAGUUCUAUAUUAUCUGAAAGCCGUCCGGCCUGAACGGGCUUAGUUAAUCCAGGAUGUAGUCUGAAAAUUUUGCAAUGUCUGCCGAGUGAACCCAUGUUUGGUAAUUUAAUCUCUGGGAUUAUGUCAUGACUCUGUUACCAUUGUGUUGGUUGAUCUGGAGAGUAAAAUCAGACUUAGUGCUACGUGAACAACCGGAUUAUUGCCGUGAAUGAAUCGAUAUUCCUGGUUACCUUGGUUUUA
Messenger RNA from Oryza brachyantha (malo sina), 582 nucleotides. RefSeq names its product 40S ribosomal protein S27. The record is from RefSeq and is a predicted model, not a curated record. Gene Ontology annotation, biological process: ribosomal small subunit assembly; translation. NCBI's taxonomy places the organism in Eukaryota, Viridiplantae, Streptophyta, Magnoliopsida, Poales, Poaceae. The coding region runs from base 83 to 343 and encodes 86 amino acids. Gene Ontology annotation, molecular function: structural constituent of ribosome; RNA binding. Gene Ontology annotation, cellular component: ribosome; cytosolic small ribosomal subunit. The transcript has 4 exons.